Messenger RNA from Rotaria sp. Silwood2, 714 nucleotides. Lineage: Eukaryota; Metazoa; Rotifera; Eurotatoria; Philodinida; Philodinidae. The record is from the annotation of a GenBank genome assembly.
AUGAUGUUCAAGACACUUAGUAUCCUCUUAAUAAUAUAUCUAAUUGAUUGUGUUGUUGCCCAGUCAAAAUCAGAGACAGUUCUAUUUAUUUCCAUACCAUUUAUUGGUCAUCUAAAUCCAUUAUUAAAUCAAGCGAUUGAAUUAUACCAACGUCGUGAUAUUGACUAUAAUAUAUAUAUAAUUAGUUGCUCAAAUGUCAAAACAUAUGUUGAAACAAGGUGUUGGAAUACAACAAUCAAAUUUGUAGACAUUGGCCAAUGUCAAAAUGAUACAGAAAUCGCAUCAAACUUUAAAAAUAUUGCUGCACAAACCACUAUUGUUGAUCGUUUAAUAUAUGCUGGUACUGAUAUUGCUCAUUAUUUCAUUAUUCCAUGUUUAAUUAAUGCUGCUAAUUUAUUACCAUAUCUUGGGUGGUAUGAUAUUCUGUUAGCAGAUUAUAAUCCAACCAUUCUUCUAGAUUCAUCUCAAACUAUUUAUUCGAUAGGAACAAAUUUACUAUUACGUACAAUAUCACCGAUUAUUCGUUAUUUAUCAGUUGUUUAUAUUUAUUUUCGAUAUGAUCGACCACUCGAUUAUUUGAGACAAAAAAAAUUUCAUUUCAAUAAUUCAUUUCAUUUAUGGUCACAUUAUCAUUCUUAUAUGGUUUUAGUUAAGAAUGCAUUUGGAGUUGAAUAUGCACAAUAUGUACCACCAAAUGUUCUGAUUGUUAUAUAA